Messenger RNA from Impatiens glandulifera, 1577 nucleotides. Its product is annotated as galactan beta-1,4-galactosyltransferase GALS1-like. The record is from RefSeq and is a predicted model, not a curated record. Bases 35 to 1483 code for a protein of 482 amino acids. Lineage: Eukaryota; Viridiplantae; Streptophyta; Magnoliopsida; Ericales; Balsaminaceae. The transcript has 2 exons.
UCCAUUUCUAUAGCAAAACUUGUAGACUGAAACCAUGGGAAAGGGAGGUCAGCAACCUAACCCUCUAUCCAUUGUCAAUCUCAAGCUCCGAUUCUCCUUCUUCGACUCAUCAAUUUCCAAGCCUCUUUUCAUCACUUUGCUAGCUCUAACCCUCAUCCUCCUCAUUUCAAAUCUACAACCUUAUCAUGAAACCACUUCCAGCUUAUCAGAAAACAAGCUCAUUUCUACACAAAAUCAAGAUCACCCCCACAUAAGAUCAUUCACAUCAUACGGAAACGCCGCCGCCCUUUUCGUCCAUAUGGGUGCUUACCGUGGCGGUCCCAUGACAUUCUCCAUUGUCGGUCUUGCCUCAAAGCCACUACAUGUCUUCGGCCGGCCCUGGUACAAAUGUGAGUGGAUAUCCAAUUACAAUAAUGGAACAACUCGCUCUAUCAAAUCUAAAGCAUACAAGAUACUUCCUGACUGGGGCUACGGACGCGUCUACACAACAGUCGUCGUCAAUUGUACCUUCACUGAAAAUCCCAACGCCGACAAUUUAGGUGGCAACCUUUUUCUCUACGCUUACUAUACUGAAUCGACAAAACGGUACGAGAAGAUUCCGGUCUUGGAAGAAACGCCGGGGUCCUAUGAUGAGUCCAGAUUCAAUCCUCCUUACAUGUAUGAUUACAUUUAUUGUGGCUCACCGCUCUAUGGAAAUCUUAAUGCGGCGAGGAUAAAAGAGUGGAUGGCUUAUCAUGUUUGGUUCUUCGGACCGAAAUCUCAUUUCGUUCUUCACAACGCCGGUGGCAUAACUCCGGAGGUCAAAGCAGUGCUGGAGCCGUGGGUGAAGGCGGGUAGGGUGACUGUACAGGACAUAAGAGAUCAGGCUGAGUACGAUGGUUACUACUACAAUCAGUUUCUAAUUGUAAAUGAUUGCCUUCAUCGAUACCGGCACGAUGCUAAUUGGACAUUUUACUUCGACGUUGACGAAUACAUCUAUCUGCCCGAUGGGAACACUCUUGAAUCAGUCCUCACAGAUUUCUCUAACAAUACCCAGUUCACAAUUGAGCAGAAUGCCAUGUCUACUAUGCUCUGCUUAAACGAUUCAAAUCACGAUUACUCGAGGGACUGGGGAUUUGAGAAGUUGCUGUUUAGGGACCAAAGAACGAAGAUUAGAAGAGACAGGAAAUAUGCGAUUCAGGCGAAGAAUGCUUUUGCGACAGGGAUACAUAUGUCAGAGAAUGUGGUCGGCGGGACACUACAUCAGACGGAGACGAAGAUACGGUACUAUCAUUACCACAAUUCGAUCACCGUUCAUGAAGAGCUUUGUCGGGAAUGGGUUACUCUUGAGGACCAGAAUGUUACCUGGUUCGACAGCCUUCCUUAUGUCUACGAUGACAAUAUGAAGAAACUGGCCUCGAUGAUUAGACAAUUUGAGCACGAUUACUUUCAGAAUUCCUCAUCCGGGUUGUUUUCUUCUGCCAUGGCGGUGUCUCAACAUUAAUUGAGUAUUAUAGAUUAGGAGUUAUUUUUUGCAGCAAAAUAUAGUGUUUAAUUUUCUUAUAUAUAUAAUAUUUUUUGGUUCUCUUUUUUAUUUA